Rhopilema esculentum is the source of this 3589-nucleotide messenger RNA. NCBI's taxonomy places the organism in Eukaryota, Metazoa, Cnidaria, Scyphozoa, Rhizostomeae, Rhizostomatidae. The record is from RefSeq and is a predicted model, not a curated record.
UUAUGAAAACACCUUCGUAACAGCAACAACAACACUUAUCCUCGUGGUCGAUCGAAGAAGUACGAGAGCAAUAAAUAAUAUGGCGGCAAAAGGAAUAUAGGCGUGAAAAUUUUCAAAAUGGACAAGACCCCGAAGAAAAAAGAGGAUGUAAAGAAAGAAGUAAGGUCUUUACUGCUAUCAUCGCCAGUAGGACUUAGUUUACAAGACCUAUUGUCAGAUUAUCGAUCGAUGAUAGGCUCCCACUUGCCAUUCCAACAACUGGGAUAUUCUUCUGCGUUAGAAUUUAUCAAAGACAUUCCCGAUGUUGUGUACCCUGUAUUUCGUGCUGGAGGUGUCAUGUACCUGGAAGCUGUUGCUGAUAGCACAACUGUACAUAUAAAGAAACUAGUUUUGCAGCAAAAGAAAUCUGGAAAAGUUAGAAGCAUUAGAAAAACUCCUGAUGAAUCAGUUAGACGGCCUCCUCCAAAGCCAAUUGUUCCUGCACUUGUUAGAAUGAAAAUUAAAGAACUUCUCAGAUCAUCUCCUGAAGGUAUAGAAGCAAGUUUGUUUGGCACAGCAUUCAAGAAUCGAUUUGCUGUAGAGAUUGAUUUUCAAAAACUUGGUUUUCCUUCCUUGAAGCGACUUCUUCAAGAAUGCUCAGACUGUAUUAGAAUUGUAAAGAAAAAUAUAAAUGGAGUUAAUAGUGAGGUUUUGUUUCUGGGACAAAGAAAGGAUAGCUCAAACUCUUUAAUAGACAUGAAAGAUAUUCCUCCAAGAAGACAGAGAUCAGCACUGGAAUCUAAAUCAAAAUCUUUGGAGAAGCCAUCAGCCAAAAGUGAUAUUUCUAAGCUACCUACAAAUUGUGGCAAGCAGAAGAAACCUGGAAAUGCUUUGACAAAAGAUAUGAAAUCAUUGAUGGAUUUAGAACCAGAAAUAGUCCCCCAAAACAUAAAAAAUUCUCAGUUUGUGCCAAGGAAACAGAGUGGAAUCACAUCACAAUCUGGUGUGUCAGACCAGCUAAAAAUGGAGAUAAAGGAUUUACUGGAGGGAAAGAAAAAUGGAAUGUGGCUGGCUAGACUCCCUUUUGAAUACAAGCGAUGCUACAAAAAAGAGCUUGACAUGGCUGGAGCUGGCUAUUACAGUCUGAUAACAAUGAUGGGUUCAAUACCAGAUAUUGUCAAAAUUGAGAGGCCUGUAAACAAUGGCGACUGGUUGCUUAUUCCAGCAGCAGCAGUCAAAGAAAUUGGAGAAGAAGAUCCGCUGCCACCUGAUGCUGUGAAAUAUGACGGAAUUUAUCAGAAGCUUUCGCAUCCAACAGAAGGACAAAUAGAAAUAUUUAUUGUCCAGAUAAACAGCCCUGACUGCUUUUAUUUUCAUUGGUGUAAGCAGAAGGCAUCUCUUGAUAGACUGAUGAGUGAAAUGAGCGAUUUCUAUAAAACUGUUUCUUCUCAAAAUUACAUGUUGCCUGCAAGUCAUCGGAAAACUGGCCAGGUCUGCUGUGCGGUGUACGAAGAAGAUGGUGAAUGGUACAGGGCAAUGAUUGUUCAUUCUCUUUCAGAUAGUGAAGAAGUUGAGGUCAUCUUCACAGAUUACGGCGACAAAGCGACUGUUAGAUCAACCAACCUGAGGCUGCUACGAAAGGACUUUCUUGAGCUGCCUGCCAUGGGCCUCAAAGGAUCUCUCGCGAAUAUCAAGCCCCUCAACUCGAACACAUGGGCACAAGAGGCAUCUACACGGUUCUUUGAAUUGAGCAAAGAUAAAGUUUUACUUGGCAAGAUUCACAAUUAUGAGGAUGGAAUUCUGUCAUUGAAUCUUGCUGAUACAAAUUUCAAUAGAACUGUCCACAUAAAUGAUGUAUUGGUUGUUGAGAAUCUUGCCUGCUAUGAUAAGAUGCAAAGAGAGCCUCUGAUGCAUCUGCAGUUAAAUGGAAUGGGACAAGCAAGUCAGGCUGCAAAACCGGUGUCUCCUCUCAUGCCAAAUCCAAUUUCACCUCUGCUUCAAACAACGCCAUUUGCUAAUAAUGCUGCAAGUUUGCAGGCACUACAGCAGCAGAUUGCAUUGAUGAAUUCCAUGCAGUUGACAAACAUGCUUUAUUCAUCAAUGCAGCAAAGUCAACAAGUCUUUCCUGCCCAAGUCAUGCAGCAAGCUGUAAUAAAUCAGCAACAGAGACUGAUACAAAUGAGCAGUCUCCCAGCUACGCUGCCAGCAACAUAUCAACCACAGCACUUUGUCUUCAACCCAGUUACAUCAGGAGUUGCCGGAUUUCAGAUGCAUGAGCAAGAACAGCCAUCGGAGCUUAAAAAGACCUCAAGUAUAGACUCGUUAAUAGAGUGUAUCAAUUCAGAGCUUGAUGGAAAGACCAGCUCGGAUGAGGAGACAAAUGAACAAGUUUUGGGCAAUAAUGGCACUGAACCAAGAGAAGCAGAAGAGCAAGCUGCAGUUAGGUCGGAGAAUGAGACUGCUGAAGAAUCAGCUGAUGAGGAGAGGAGACCUAGUGAUAUGCUCAAAUUCAAAAGGCUGCAAGUUCCAGAACCAUACCAGCUGCAUAUUUUGAAUUAUGAAGGCAAGCCAUAUGUAACACGAGGUGAGGUGGCAGCUCUCCUUUGGCACAAAGAUAUCCUAAGGCAAAUGCUUAGACAACAAAAGGUUGCAGUGACAUCGAUUGUCAUCACCAGGGAAGAUAAUGAAUCCCUGUUUGAAAGCCUUGAAAUAGAAAAAGUAAAAGACAUGGCGAGUGAUGGAGAAGUCAAAGAAUUUUUGACAUUAUACGAGCUUGAAAGCUUGCCUAAAAUCCUGGAUGCCUUCAAGCAUAAAUCAGAAAUGCUCAAGACAGUUAUAAAGGAUGAAAUUAGUUGCUAUAAGAAUUCACCUGCAGACUAUUGGGAGACUAAUGAGUCAAUAGCUUCAGAAAGUGAAGAUGUAGAAAGUGAUUCCUUGACUUUAGAACUUGAACUUGAGGAACUCCGCCUGCUAUUACAAGCCAUGCAGUUUCGAAGGAAAAGAUUGGUGAAUGCCCUUAUGUCAAAAGCACCACCAUUGGAUACAGUUAAUGAAUUGAGAAGAGUGGAAGAAGAAGUAGAAAAGAUCAGAAAGACUGUACAGAUGAAAGAGAGCAGUAUAAAAUGUUAGUUAUCUAGAAAACACUGAAAAUUAUUUUUGUUGCUGUUUUGUAAUGUAUGGAAACAACCUUGUUUAAACAAAAAUUAGUUUUUUACCUUUAUAAACUCCAUUUUCUGUACAAACAAAUAUUUAGUAAUAAUUUCAAUAAACAUUUGGUUGGCUUUUGGUACAAAAAUGAAAAUUAUUAAGCUAGGUAUGCCUAGUACCAUCCUUUGUAAAGAGUUGCUUUGGUUUUGUUAGUGUUGAGUAACCAUUCACGAGUGUAAAUAUAAAUCAAAUUAAUCUUGUAGUUGUAUAUUAUGCAUUGCUUUUGAUCGUAUGUUCAGAAAGUUUAAAUUUAGAUGUCAGUAAGUUUGUUUUGUUCUUGUUUUUCCAGAAAGUUAAAUUGAAAGUAUAGACUAUCUGAUGAAAUUGUUUCUGUUUACUAUCUGUGAUACUUAUAAUAUUUUGUAGCAAGAAUUUAAAACAAAAGUAUUUUUGAAACAAAAGG